CAAGGCUGGAUGGCUGGGACAACCAUGUUGAUGCCAGAGCUGGUGAUAUCGGUAUAGUGCCAUCAAUGCCUGCCACCAUUUUCAGUCCAUGGCUUAUCUCUAAAAGUGCUGGCUCAUCAGAACAAAAACAUAGCCUUGCUACUUAGAAACUGUGUUCUCAUAGUGCAGACGUACAAAGGGAUAGUUUAUCCAAAAGGCAUAGUUGAGGGAUACAUUUAGAUAAAAAUCAGUGAUUUAGGGAUUAUUUACAGGGAAAAAAUGCUUUAAAUUCAAGUCAAAAAAGGCAAGAGUAUAUCUGUCAGUAGAAUUACAAAACAAUAACAUUUAAGUUAUAAAUAUCAACCAAUUUAUUGUGUUGUAGAAAUGACAAUUAGCCGUUUAUAACAGCUAAUGAAUAUUAAUGAGAAGACGAGCACUACGCUCCGCCUACCUCCACAUCGAAAGCCCGGAGCUGUCAGUCAUCGAAGGAGCCAAAGACUCUCGAAUCGGAGCGCAUCUUUUAGCAGUCUAAUUUAAAACAAACUGGACAUUUAUGAGACACGAAUCAGCCCAAUCAAAUAAAAGGAUCAAAAAAGUGUGUAAACUGAUGACCAUGAAAGUAAACUCGAAUUAAUUCUGUGAAGAUGGGAUUUUACAUCACGCUGAGCAGGAUCACCAACUGCUUCAUCCAAAGAGAGACUUGAACAGGAAUUCAGCCUGUAGCUGCUGCCUAAAUCUGUUGGACUACUGGAUAUUGUUGCUUCACAGUGCUGGAUGCCUAAAAUAGGCAAAGAGAGGAAUAAGAAUGGCGAAGAUUUGUACAGAACAGUCCUACCCGUCACAACACAGGCUAUCAGUUCGGGCCUCUGAAGAUGAACCGGACCACACUGAAAAUGGUGCAAGCAGGCCUCAUUCUCUAUGUGACGACAACUCCUCUGACAUUCAGGGGAUUGUUUCCACUGAAGGCUCCAGUAGAAGCUCUUUCACAGGUGCUGGGGCAAUGGCGAGGGUCACUCAGUUCGUGAUAAUGCUGAGGAACUGGGCCACACACAGGCUUCACAGAGAGGUUGAGCGUCCUGACUCCUUCUUAGAGCGCUUUCGUGGACCAGACCUCAAAGACAUAUCUAGCAGAGGGAGUAAUGCCCGAUCCUCUAUAGGCCUUCCUGACAGGCCGCAUAAGAGGAAAAAAGCCAAUCCCUGGCCUCUGGCAGUUUACAAUAUGAACAACUGCAACAACACAGAUGACAAAAAAGAGGACAAAAAGGAAGAGAUAAAAAAAGACGGAGACAAAAAGGAAGAGAAAAAAGAUGAGAAGGAAGAGAAGAAAGAUGAGAAAAAGGAUGAGAAAAAAGAUGAAAAGGAUGAGAAAAAGGAUGAAAAGAAGGACGAGAAAAAAGAUGAAAAGAAGGAUGAAAAAAAGGACGAAAAGAAGGAUGACAAGAAAGAUGAUAAAAAAGAUGAUAAAAAGAAAGAUGCUCCUCCUCCACCGAAGGAAGUGUGGAUCAUGGAUCCGGCUUCAGACAAGUAUUACAGAUGGCUGUCCAUCAUUGCAGCUCCAGUGUUUUACAACCUGAUGAUGCUGGUGACGAGGGCCUGUUUCAACGAGCUUCAGAACACUUACACAAUACUCUGGAUAGUCCUGGACUACACUUCAGAUGUUAUCUACUACAUGGACACGUUUGUCAGGUCCAGAACAGGUUUCUUGGAACAGGGUCUCCUUGUCAAGGACUCCAAAAAACUGAUCAACAAUUACAGGACAAUCCCACAGUUCAAAUACGACAUGAUCUCCAUGAUCCCCACAGAUCUCUUUAUGCUAAAAGUGGGAUUCAAUAACCCUGAACUUCGCUUUAACCGUCUCUUCAAAAUGGCACGUCUCUUUGAGUUCUUCGACCGCACAGAAACCCGAACAAACUACCCCAACAUUUUCCGCAUCAGCAACCUCGUGCUUUACAUCCUCGUCAUCAUCCACUGGAAUGCUUGCAUCUUCUUUGCCAUUUCCAAAACCAUCGGCUUUGGGACCGACACCUGGGUGUAUCCCAACAUCAGCCACCCUGAAUAUGGACGCCUGGCCAGAAAAUACAUCUAUUGCCUGUACUGGUCCACUCUCACCCUCACCACCAUCGGAGAAACGCCACCUCCAGUUAGAGACAUUGAGUAUCUAUUUGUGGUUAUGGACUUCCUAAUCGGUGUGUUGAUUUUCGCUACCAUCGUCGGUAAUGUCGGCGCCAUGAUCUCUAACAUGAAUGCAUCCCGGGCUGAAUUCCAAGCCAAGAUCGACUCGAUCAAGCAGUACAUGCAGUUUCGUAAGGUCAGCAAAGACCUGGAGGCCCGAGUCAUCAAAUGGUUCGACUACCUCUGGACGGAGAAGAAGACCUGCGACGAGAAGGAGGUAUUGAAGAAUCUUCCAGACAAGCUCAAAGCAGAGAUUGCCAUCAACGUCCAUCUGGACACCCUGAAGAAGGUGCGAAUCUUCCAGGAUUGCGAAGCCGGACUUCUGAUUGAGUUGGUGUUGAAGCUGCAACCUCAAGUCUUCAGUCCUGGAGAUUAUAUAUGUAAAAAAGGCGACAUCGGUCGAGAAAUGUACAUCAUUAAAGAAGGAAAACUGGCUGUUGUGGCUGAUGACGGCAUCACACAGUUUGUAGUUCUCAGCGAUGGCGCUUAUUUUGGAGAAAUCAGCAUCCUUGGGAUCAAAGGCAGUAAAGCUGGAAACAGAAGAACUGCGAAUAUUCGUAGUGUCGGCUACUCAGACCUCUUUGCUCUCUCAAAAGACGACCUGGUGGAAGCGCUUACUGAGUAUCCAGACGCCAAAAAAGCCCUGGAGGAGAAAGGAAAGGCCAUUUUAAGGAAGGAUAAUCUUCUGGACGAAGCAGUGGCGGCUGCAGGAGCUGAUCCCAAAGAUCUGGAGGAGAAGAUUCACCGCCUCGAGGGAAACCUUGACAUUAUGACUGGCAAAUUCGCCAAGCUGAUGGCAGAGUACACGUCCUACCAGGGCAAGAUCAAGCAGAGGAUCACCAACAUGGAGAAUAAAGUGAAAACGCUGCGGCCUGAAGACCUGUCUGAGGUGAUCGAGGACAAAAAGGAAGAGGAGAAGAAGACUAAAUAGUAAUCCGCAUAGACUUUGGGGUUUAACGGGUUUCCUAUGUAUGUACAUGUACAUUUCUACACAUAGAAUGUUACUUUGAAACUGUUUAUACAGAUCUAUUUAUACAUUUGACAUAUGACAAUGAUGUAUUAAUUGCCAUAUAUUUGUGUUAAAGGGAUAGUUCACCCACAUUGCUGUCAUCACUUACCCUUCACUUGUUGCAAACCUGUUUGACUUUCCUACUUCCGUUGAACACAAAAUAAUUUAUUUUGGCGAAAGCUAAAAACUUUGAACCACUGACUUCCAUAGGAUUGCUCUUUCCUACUUAUAGAAGUUGAGAAAUCACAGGUUUUCCAUCUUCUUUAGUUUAAAGAUUAAGGAGCCCCUAUUAGCUAUAUAGGUCAAAAAACACCUUCAUUGUCUGAUAAUAUGCUUUUAAUUUUACCUAAUUAUCCCAACAACUACUAUAUGAUUUGUUCAGUGAUUCAUUUGUUCCCAAACCCCUCCUUUGCGUGAGGCUAACCUGCGCUGAAUGGUCCGAUGACCCAGGCUGUUGUGAUUCGCUGAACGUUCAACCCACAACGGCUGUGAAGUAGCACAUAGAGUAUGUGAGAGCCCAAUGCAGAAAUGCAUUAAAGCAAUGCAGUUAAACAGCAGCAUAUUACUCUACUCCUAACGCUAACCUAAAGUAAUAACGACACAAAUUCAGUAUUAAUCCACACAGUGGCAAAAGUUUAACUAUUCAGAAAAUUGACCGCGCUGUGCAUGUGAGUAAUAGCUGAUGGUGUCUAUAGCAAAGACAAACAGCAGAGGAUUACAAGUUCAGAAACGGAUUUAAAUCACUUAAGAAGCACGUGUCACGUUUUCAAAGUGGUUUUGGAUGCAAUAUGUGAACAGCCCCAUACAGAUUUAACCUGGGAGAUACAAUACAAGCACUGAUGUAUAAAAGAUAAGUAAAUACAAGCCACGCACAAGUUACAACACACAACAAAAUACAUAUUUUGCAAACUACACAAAACGGGGAAUCGAUUUUAAUUACACUUACAUGUUGUGAUCCGAAGGAAGAAGAAACUGGUCCAUGUGAUCUGCAACAGUUACUGACAAAGUCCCAUAGAUAAUAGUCUUUGCUGCUGCUUCCUUUAAAAUCAAACGGCUGGCGAAUCCCACCCUGUAGUGUAGGUUAUUGUAUCAAAAAUCAGAAAAUGACAGGAACAAACACAUCACACAGUUGGCUAUACCGUGGUAUUGCUGUGAAAAUAAAGUUUAACCCACAGCUGAAAAUCCAUCGCUCAGUGAUCGUCAUCAUCAUGUCAAGAAGAGUCCCGUGAUCCCCUGUGCUCUGCUAGUGACCAAAGGAAAAGGCACAUUCACGUUUUACCAGAUCCGGCACUUCAUAUUUGGUGAUGUACCAUA
This is a messenger RNA of Danio rerio (zebrafish), 4474 nucleotides long. Lineage: Eukaryota; Metazoa; Chordata; Actinopteri; Cypriniformes; Danionidae. The record is from RefSeq and is a predicted model, not a curated record.